AUGGAUUCAAUUUCCCUUCUUGAUAUCUCAAGCUAUUUAAAGGUUGUCGUCCCCAAAGGGUGCACUAUCAAAAUAUUAUGGCCAAUGCAAGAUAUGAAAAACACAUAUGUUUACUCUGAUGCGUAUAUCUCUUUUGAAAACAAAUUGGAGCAUCAGACGCAAAACGAUUCCAAUCUUUCAUUCAACGUUGAACGUGAUUCUGUCGUAACGCAAAAAAGAUAUUAUCCACCCAAGUGCUCACAUGAGUUGAAAGUUGAGUUUGAUCAAAAGCUUGCUUUUUACUCUGAAGAAACAUCAAUGGAUGGCACUCGCUGUUGUAUUGAGAUCAUAGUGAAUAAGGCAGGAGUGCACGUCAAAAGGUUUAAGAACAUCACGUUGAAAGACAAUGCUGGUGAAGACUUUGAUGACAGAAAUGGGCUGGGUGACGAAGAUGAGAGCUUGAAAGUUUUAUUCAGUGAUGAUAACUCUUCAGAGGAUAGUGAUGAAUCUUUAACACCAAGCUCAACCAAUACCAUUACAACUCAAGUAAACACACCAGCUGCCGGCUACUACAAACUUGGACCAAACCUUGAUAUAGUGUUCAGAUACGGUUAUUGCAGAUCGAGUAGUAGAUCAAAAGAAACGUUUACUUGCGUUAAGAGUCCCUUCUCUUCAACAAAUUCAACAAGGGUAUAUCUUGAUAAUUUAUAA
Hansenula anomala is the source of this 690-nucleotide messenger RNA. RefSeq lists its product as uncharacterized. The coding region runs from base 1 to 690 and encodes 229 amino acids. The record is from RefSeq and is a predicted model, not a curated record. The transcript has a single exon. NCBI's taxonomy places the organism in Eukaryota, Fungi, Ascomycota, Saccharomycetes, Phaffomycetales, Wickerhamomycetaceae.